Messenger RNA from Exophiala bonariae, 456 nucleotides. RefSeq lists its product as uncharacterized. Gene Ontology annotation, cellular component: RNA polymerase I complex; RNA polymerase II, core complex; nucleus. The record is from RefSeq and is a predicted model, not a curated record. Gene Ontology annotation, molecular function: DNA binding. NCBI's taxonomy places the organism in Eukaryota, Fungi, Ascomycota, Eurotiomycetes, Chaetothyriales, Herpotrichiellaceae. Bases 1 to 456 code for a protein of 151 amino acids. The transcript is spliced from 4 exons. Gene Ontology annotation, biological process: tRNA transcription by RNA polymerase III; transcription by RNA polymerase II; transcription by RNA polymerase I.
AUGUCUGACUAUGGUGACGAGGGCGGCUACGGCCAAGAUGAACCUGAUGAUACCUUCUACGAGCCAGAAGAGGUUGCGGAGGACUUUGCGCCAGACGGUGAGGUAGACGAGGAUGAAAUCGAGGCUCGAGCCGCCGCGGAAAACGGUGAGGACAAGGUGGUGGUCUCGGGCGAUCCAAAUCAGGUUCAAAAACCUUCCAGCGAUGCCGACAAGAAGAUUCCUGAUGACAAGCGAACAACCACUCCUUACUUGACUAAGUAUGAGCGGGCCAGAGUCCUUGGAACUAGAGCUUUGCAGCUCAGCAUGAACGCUCCGUCUCUUGUGGACCUCGAGGGCGAAACUGAUCCUCUUCAAAUCGCAAUCAAGGAACUGAACCAAAAAAAGAUACCACUGAUCAUCAGACGAUACCUCCCAGAUGGAUGGUAUGAAGAUUGGACUGUUGAGGAACUAUUGUGA